Clupea harengus (Atlantic herring) is the source of this 3670-nucleotide messenger RNA. RefSeq lists its product as uncharacterized. NCBI's taxonomy places the organism in Eukaryota, Metazoa, Chordata, Actinopteri, Clupeiformes, Clupeidae. The record is from RefSeq and is a predicted model, not a curated record. Gene Ontology annotation, molecular function: protein binding.
ACUAUGAAACUAUUUAAUAAUAAAUGUGCAUUCAAAUGAGAUUUGAAUUAGAUGUUUUAAGGGCAUACAUUUAUUCCAUAAAAUAACCUAUUCACCUAUCUUGUUUUAAUGGUAUGAACCAAUUCUGGGGCUGUUCCGGAACUGUAUGUGGUAUUCAUUUGUGAAACUGACGCCAUUUUGGCUCAACAGAGGAGCCGCUUUCCCCUCGUUCUUUUCCAUGGCGUGCGCCAAUAUGGCGAACCCCAGUUCACAGUUUCAUAAUUUGACGUCUCAACAAGGUGGUUGCUAGGGGGCGUGGAUUGUUAUUUAUUAGUUACCCACGAACUGGCGAGAUGCUGUCAGAUUUUGCCACCCUAGUACCUGGGUGAUACCAUCUAAGCUAGAUGGCAUGCUGUUAUCGUAGAGCGAACGUUUUCCCCAAAAUAAUUAGGAAAAUAUUUCAUUUAUUUGAGAGGCAAUGACCAGACCUCUCUCACGCUUUCAGGAUUAACACUAGCUUAUUACAACCCAAUGGCGACCGACUGCACGCAAGAAACCGUGUUACGGUUCCUGAUGGAGAGAGGGGGUACAGUGAAGAACCUGGACCUGAUUGAUCAUUUCAGAGCUGUUUUAUCGACAGAUCCAAUCAAGAAAGCUAUGAUGAAGGAUGCGUUUAAAAUGUACGUGGACAGUGUUGCAUUUGUGAAGGUUGAGAACGGGACUAAAUAUGUGUGUUUGAAAAAGAAAUACAGGGGUUCGAUGAGACAGGAGGAAAACGUCCCCGCAUAUGGUGACAGUGACAACAAUGAGAGGAGCGAGCAUACUGUAAUUAAUUGUGAGCAUGUCGGUGAUGCUUUUUCAGAACAAUUGCCCGACAGUCUUCCUCACAACAUGCCUCAAAUAACCCUCAAUGACACCGCUAAGGCAGUUAAGCUCUCAUUGGAAUCUGCGGGAAACGAUGAUGCAAAACAAGAAUUACCACCUGGCUCAGGUUACAGCGAUGAGAACGGCAGGGAAGUAGAACGGUCAGGCGUUCGAGACAGUACUUCUGGCGGAGUGAAUGCAUCUUCAGCCUUGCUAGUUCCAGAAGCGAACAAUCUUUCAAAAAUGGGAAAUAAGAGCAGCUGCUCGCCUGAGAAUAAGGUGGACGGGUCGUCCGAGGAAAGCCUACAAAUGAGCGACCAGACCAUUCCAAAAAUCGCCGUAAUUGAGGCGUCUCCCCUGCCAGCCGCUUCCGACGGUACAAUGUUCAGCCUUCCUCAGCCUGUGGGUUUGCCACAGCCCGAUCAGACUUUGUCAGAAGCCAAUGCUUUUAAGGACCGCAACAACUCUAAAAAGUAUUCCCAAAACGGACAGGAGCAAGAUAAAUCGUACGAGGAGGACAAUAGCUCUGUUACAAAAGGUGUUUUGAGAAGAAGAUCACGAGGGUCCCAGCGCAGUGUGGGGUCCAAUAUAUCGGACGGAAGCGACGAGGUACAUUUUGACACAACAAGCAUGUCCGGGAGUGACACCAACACUCCACGAGGCAGCCGUAAAAACUUCAUUGAGCUUAUGAUGAACAGCUCGCCACAGGUACGACGCAGCAUGGUGCUUAGAAACUCGGUGUAUCUCUCCGCGAGACACAAGGACUCAAGGAGCGAUAGCGACUCUAUCGUCUCCUCGAACACGGAUGACGAGAAUACCCCUGUCUCCCUCGACCCUAUGGAACACGAGUGGAUGAUGUGUGCGUCUGACGGGGAGUGGGAGAGCCUGCACCGGCUCCUCGCCUGCGAGCCGAACCUAGUCCUGAAGAAGGACUUUGUCACAGGCUUCACCUGCCUCCACUGGGCAGCUAAGCUUGGCAAGCAGGAGCUCCUAGCCUUGCUUGUGAACUUUGCUAAGAAGCAUGCUGUGCCUGUCAACAUAAAUUCCCGGUCGAGUGCUGGUUACACACCACUGCACUUGGCAGCCAUGCACAACCACGUUGAGGUGGUCAAGUUGCUUGUGGGGGCUUACGAGGCAGAUGUUGAAGUGAGAGACUACAGUGGGAAGAAAGCGUGCCAGUAUCUCCCUAAAAGUGUGGCUGACGAAGUAUAUGAUAUUUCAGGGGGGCAUGGGAACUCUGAUUUAGAGAAUGUAGAUUAUGGUGAGCCCAGCCGAUGGAGGCUGUCAAAAGUCCUCCAAUCUAACCUGAGGCCUCUGAAGCUGCUGAACCACAGCGAGGAGGAGGUGUGCGAGGGUGCCAGCCCUGGCAAAUCAAAGCUGCUGCGCAGGAAGUCCUCGCUGAGCAAGAUGAAACCCAAGCUCCAUAAAAUCCGCUUCAGGACACAGAUAGUCCACAGCGCCUCGUUUAAUGACAGGGAGCUGAGCGAGGCACGUCACAAAAGUCCCCCUCGGUCCAGACCGAUGUCAAGCCUGUUUGGGUGAGCCGUGUCAAAGGAUCAGAACCAGAGGAAUAGGCUAUAGCUGCCUUAAACUAAUAGCAUUCCCUCAGAUUCUCACUGUGGAUUUGAGAAUAUUUGCUAGUACUACAAAGGCUGAUAUAGCUAACCUAUUUCUUCAUGGUGUCCUUUUUUCCAUUAUUGUUUACUGUCUAUAACAGUGCCUGUAAAAGGCUAUAUAGUUGUAUGACAGUAAUGUUUCUGUGCUGCAGAACUAAAUCUCUCUUACAGCAGAACAUUUCUACCUGGAGCAGGAACUUCUGGAUAAUUUGAAUUAUGUUUUGCAUAAUAUGAGCUUGGGAAGGUAUUGUUUCCUUGUUAGUGUGUUUAUAACCAGAAAGAAGGGUUGAACAGUCAAGAGCUUCAUUUGGACUUGGCCAAUAAUCUGGAUCAGGGACAAAGGAUUUCAGUGCCACGCGGUCACAUGUAGUGUUAAAUCAUGCUGUCGUUCGUUACAAGGUCUUAGUGUAAAGCCACAGUAAACUUCAGGCUUGAAUGUUCUACUGAACGUUUUCACUGCAGGCUACAGCAUCCCAGAGAAUAUGAGGCUGGGUGUAAUUAGACCAUACUCUAUUGUGCGAUGUCAUACUGCAUUAUUUCCAAGUAACUGCACAUGUGCAAGCAAGCAAUGUGCAUAGCGAAAGGUAUGUGUGGAUUGAAAGAGACAUAGGACUUACUAUCUUGCCGACAAGAAUGAUAGAGCUUCUGUCAGCUUCAGCAAAGCUAAAGGUGUUAUGUGACAUUUGCUUUUAUCCAACACAUCAAACCACCACCAAUAUGGUUUAUUUAUUAAAACUAGCAAUUACAGUAUCAGCCUAUACUGUAAAUGCCUCUCACUCUGUACUUUUCUGCUCAAGGACUGCAUUUGUCAGUACUUUGUUUUGAUAGGAUUUCUGCAGCCUGACUAUUUUGCAAGACUUCAUUAUCUCACUUGUUCCGUGACGAGUGCAUAACAAGCAUUUCUGAGGUAGUUGCCCCAGCAAGCUCUCGCCUCUCCCAGGUAUGUUAUCAGCAAGCCGAAGCCCGCUGACGGACGGUCAGGUUAGGAAGCGCUGGCAGAGAAGGGGCUGAUGGAGCGCACACUGCUGCUGCAUCACACGGCCGUGUUCGUGUUUAUCCCAAAGGUCCCCAGAGACCCCAGCUGCCUCCAUAGUGCACUGUGCAGCCAUGCAGACAUCUCCCCACCCCCAUCCCCAGACCCAGAAAUGCCGUGUUAGCAGUUCUCAUGAAAAAUGCCGCCUGCAUUGUCAAGCUCUCAGUCAGUGUGUGUG